Molecule: messenger RNA, 2567 nt
Organism: Phycodurus eques (leafy seadragon)
Lineage: Eukaryota; Metazoa; Chordata; Actinopteri; Syngnathiformes; Syngnathidae
Gene: tamm41
Product: TAM41 mitochondrial translocator assembly and maintenance homolog
Exons: 8
Coding region: 208-1239 (343 amino acids)
Biological process (GO): CDP-diacylglycerol biosynthetic process; cardiolipin biosynthetic process
Cellular component (GO): mitochondrion
Molecular function (GO): phosphatidate cytidylyltransferase activity
Source: RefSeq, a predicted model, not a curated record
ACAGCGAAUGGUAACUAAUGGACGUAGUUAAACGUUAAAAAGAAAUUCAAUUAUGUACGCCAGCGCGUUGUCUGGUUGUGUUACCAAUCGGUUCUAAAUGCUGUUUAAUCCGUUUUGUAAGUGACUUUGUGAAUUUAAUGCCGACAACUCUCUUGUCCAUAACAAUCGUAUGUUGUCGAUGGUGAGCCAAAUCGAAGUAUUGACAACAUGACUCUACCGGCUUUGCACAACACCGGCGUGCUUUACAGAAGGAUUUUAUCACAAUUCCCCCAAGAUAUCAGUUUAGCCUUUGCCUAUGGAUCAGGCGUUUUCAAACAGCAAGGAACCAGCCAAGGUCAAAUGGAGAAAAAUAUGCUGGACUUAGUGUUUGCGGUGGAUGAUCCAGUCACUUGGCACACCAUGAAUUUGCUGCAGAACCGUAAACACUACUCCAUCCUUAAACUACUGGGGCCCGCCAUGAUCAGCUCCAUACAGAGUGACCACGGGGCUGCUAUGUACUACAACACGCUGGUGCCGGUGGACGGGCGGAUCAUCAAAUAUGGCGUAAUUAGUACAGAGUGUAUAAUUGAUGACCUCAUGCACUGGAAAACCAUGUAUGCUGCAGGACGGCUUCACAAACCGGUGAAAUUGCUGGUGCAGGGCGACAAUGGGAAGCUACGUGCCGCUCUAGUGGGAAACCUCAAGAGCGCUGUAACGGCCUCAUUCCUUAUGCUGCCUGAAAGUUUCAGUGAGGAAGAGCUUUUCCUGCAGAUAGCUGGUCUUUCUUAUGCCGGUGAUUUCAGGAUGGUGAUUGGAGAAGAUAAAGCCAAGGUGGCCAAUAUCGUCAACGACAACAUGGAGCACUUCCGGAUUCUCUACAGCAACAUCUUACGGGACUGCCCACAAGUAGUUUACAAGCCCCAACAAGGAAAAUUGGAGAUCGACAAAAGCCCAGAGGGUCAAUUCGUCCAGCUCAUGGCGCUGCCUCGCACUCUGCAGCAGAGGAUCACCAAGGUGGUGGACCCCCCGGGGAAAAACAGGGACGUGGAGGAGAUCCUGCUGCAGAUGGCUCAGGACCCUGACUGUGGAGCAAUUGUGCAGCAAGGUAUCUCCUCUAUUGUGAAAUCAUCCAGUAUAACACAGAGUAUCAAAGGCAUCGCGACUGCCGGAAUGUGGAAGACUGUGUCGUAUAGCUCUAAGAAACUACUAAAGAUGUGGAAGGGCUGGAGGAGGAAAAAGUCUGUUUCCCAGACCUCCUGAUCCACAUUUGUCCCUGGAAUCUGUCAAUCAUCCUUUUGUCUUAAAUCAUGAUGAACUGGACUUGAACAUUCACACACACUCUCCUCACAUUGGGCCUCAUUCACUAAUAAAUGUGUAGAAAUGUUCUCACUCUGCGCACAAGUUGAGCGUAUACACAAAAUCACUGUCAGACUCAUGACGUGCGUACCAGCCAAUUUUCUUCACACCAUUGUGUGCAUGUUAAUGAAUGAGAAUUCAUAUUAUAUUGCUUGCUCAUGCCCGUGACAUCCAGUCUGCGUAAACCUAUUUCCCAUCUCAGCCAAUGUGUGGAGCUUGAAGUCACAACAUGGCUGAUCCAAACGUUUGAUAACUUUCUAAAUAUUUUUCCUAUUUUCAAAAAGUUGGUCUCAUCAGAAAGCUUGCUAAACACCAACCGACAACAUAUGACAGUAAUGUUAAUCAAAACAUACAAAAAGACACUGAACAACCGAGAAUGAGCAAACACUGCAUACAUUGUUUGUAUACAUAGCAAGGAAUAGAUAUAGCACCACAAAGAGGCAUUGUAGUUGAUAGAAUUAAUAAAGUUAGUGUUGGAAGUGAAAGAAAAUAUACACGCCAUAUGCGGACCAGAGUACGCCACAAUUCAACCAUGCCAGCGGCGGCGUGUACUGUGGAUUGAUGAAUAUAUUCACAUUUGCACAUGCAGAAUCACAGAAAAUAUAAAUCAAAUUGUCGUUGAGAUUAGACAGAAUACUGAAGCCAUGAAAAAACUCAGAAAUGCAAGUGGUCUGAUUGUACUUCCUCGUUGGCUGUAAUGUCGGGCGACGGACACAAAUGCAUGUCAUACUGUACAAGCGCUUCAAUGGGACGAGGGUUAAAGUGAUGAGAAGUGCCCUUUUCAUUGUUAUUUAGGACAGUAAACAUUACCAGAUUCCUGGUUUGAGUUAUUAUCUGCAAACUGUUUUUAUGAAUGACUGUUCUCAUACUUUGCGUAUUUUGGGUAAAAAAAUGUUUGACGUAUUUACGAUGGCUGAUCCUGUAGUAUUUUUGAGUAUGUAUGGUCUGAGGAUGUUCUAAAUUUGUUCGCGGAGUACGAUCAAAAAUAAGUACGAACAUAUUGAUAAAUCACAGGUUUGUGCGUCAAAUGUGCGUACACGUUUUAAGCACAAAUUUGUCUGUAUGCACAGUUGGUAAAUGAGGCCCAUAAACUCUACAAAGGGGAAACUUGUUACCACUCUAAGGUGAUAAACAAGGAAAUAAACUUGCCCUCAAUCUGAUCUUUUUUUAUUCUUAAAAACCUCAAAAUCCCACAAAUGUACACAAUAUUUAAUAAUAAACAUUUGUUUGAU